Plenodomus lingam JN3 is the source of this 303-nucleotide messenger RNA. The record is from RefSeq and is a predicted model, not a curated record. NCBI's taxonomy places the organism in Eukaryota, Fungi, Ascomycota, Dothideomycetes, Pleosporales, Leptosphaeriaceae.
AUGGCAGCCUCUAGCAAAGCACCGCCAGGCCACUUUUCGAUAUUGUACUUUGCUGCCGCUUCGACCUUUACAGGCAAGUCGAGCGAGCACCUGCCUGCGCCUGUACGAGCUCGCGAGCUGUUCCAUGUGUUGGAGCAGAGAUAUCCAGACUUCACGGGAAAGGUGCUCGGCAGUUGUGCUGUGACUGUGAAUUUAGACUAUGUUGACAUGGGCGAGGACGAGGGCGACGAGGCAGGGGACAGGGACAAGAUGAUUGUCGAAGGGGACGAGGUGGCCAUCAUCCCACCAGUCAGUUCUGGCUAG